Molecule: messenger RNA, 1389 nt
Organism: Adineta steineri
Lineage: Eukaryota; Metazoa; Rotifera; Eurotatoria; Adinetida; Adinetidae
Source: the annotation of a GenBank genome assembly
AUGGUAUCUUUUAAUUGGACAAGUUCUUUAUCAAUUGAUUCAGUAUCAUCAUCAGAUAUGGAAGGACUUGAACAAGGAGAUUGUGUUAAACCUUAUCUUACAUUCCUUCUAAGAACACAAUCAAUACUUCUAUUAAUAUUUGGUUUUGCAGCAAAUUUAUGUUCAUUUGUUGUACUUACUCGUCCACGUUUACGGCGUCGACCGACAUUUUCAUAUCUUGCUUUUCUUAGUCUAUCAAAUGCAUUAUUAUCACUUAUUCAUGCUACUUUUAAUCUUCUUGCAGGAUAUUUUGAUAUAGCAGUUGAACAUUUACCAUUAUUUAUUUUUUGUCGAUUUUUAAAUCGAUUUGCCAUUGAUUUUUUAACACAUUUCUCAUUAUAUACAUUAACAGCUGUUGAUCUUGAUCGAAUACGUACAGUUACAUCAAAAACAGCAAAUGAUCAGCGUUAUAGUCGAACAAAUAGUGGAAGACAACAUGGUUGUGCAAGUGCAUUUAUUCGUGUAUGUCUUGUUGAAUCAUUCCUUGCAGUUAUUAGUUUUCUAUUUAAUGCACACUGGCUUGUAUUAUAUGGAUAUGUAGAGAAAGAUCCUACUAGUUUAGAUGAUAUAACAGUGUGUGCACCUUUUUUAAAUAAUACAAGUAAUUUUAAUAUUUAUACAGACGCUUAUAAUAAAUAUGUAUUAUCAAUAUUACCAAUAGCAGAAAUCGUUUUAUUCAAUAUUUUACCAUUUGUAAUAAGUGUUCUUGCAACAAUAAUUAUAUUACGACAUAUAUCAAUAAAAUAUACACUUUUAAGUCAUAUAAAUAAACGUUUAAAAAAAUCUCGUCGUCGAAUGGAAUUACAUUUAUCAAUAUUACUGAUAUCAUUAAAUUGUGUAUUUAUAUUAUUAACAACUCCACAUAAUAUAUAUCAAGUUUAUAUGUUAAAAAUACGAGGUAUUUUGGGUAGUAAAAAUGAAAGUAAUGAUGAUAAAUGUCCAGUAUUGAUUAUACAAAAAUGUUUAGAUUUAUUACAACAAUGUUAUUUCAUGUCAACUUUUUUUCUUUAUAUAUUAACAAAUAAGCGAUUUCGCGAAGAAUUUUAUGAAUUAUUAAGAAGAAAUCUAUUCUUAUCAUGUGACAGUCAUGAAACAAAUAAUUCAUCAACACAAAUAUCAUCACGUCACCGUCGUCAUCAUCAUCGUCAUCAUCAUCAUCGUAAUGACAAGAAUGAAGAUAAUAAACCAAAUUAUUUAGCACCGCAAUCAAACGCAAUAAUACCAACUCGAUUUUCUAUGACAGAUUAUAUAUCACAAGAUGAUUGUUAUGAUGAUGAACAAUUAUCAACAUCAAAAGGUUUAGAUACAACAGUGAUGCGUCUUAGUGUGAAUCCAUCAUCUUUAUAUUGA